Nylanderia fulva is the source of this 999-nucleotide messenger RNA. The record is from RefSeq and is a predicted model, not a curated record. NCBI's taxonomy places the organism in Eukaryota, Metazoa, Arthropoda, Insecta, Hymenoptera, Formicidae.
AUGGCAUACAACCUGAAAUCAUCUAGUUGCAGUUCAGGAAUGGAACAUCACCGAGAAUCCAUUCGGGCUCAUCCACCCUCCGAGAGGCGGAGGGCGGUGAAGCAUCGAUCGCUCGCCAUUUUGCGCGACAGCCGACAUCUUUUGCGCUCAUCGACGACAUCUUGCCGCGUGACAUCUUCGGCGAUACGAAAACUACAGCGGCUGCGGACUUGUCGCGUCAGGAAUCAGGAUAUUCCCGUGUCCGUUGCGCAACUCGGGCUCGAGAAGAAACGAGAUUUGGAGAAAGGGGUGUUAAAUCGGUGCCCAACGUCGCGGGAGGAAGGAAAAGUAGUGUCCUUCAAGUCGAAGGUAGAAAUCAGCAGGCUGGGAGGUCGGUUGAGCGAGGUCGUGGGUCCCGUCGUGGAGGAGGCCAUCGAGCCAGGGGAUGCGACCCCGCUGACGGGACCCUCGAGGGAGUCCUCGGUACCUCGAGCACCCCCGCCGCGGCGUGUCAACACACCGAGUCCGCCAAGACCGCCGCCCGCAACUUCAGCGACAACCCAGCAUCAAAAUCCGUGUCAGAACAACCCGGCCCACAAUCCGGGCCAUCAAAAUCCCGGUCAUCGCAACCCGGGCCACUCGCCCCACAAUCCGGACAAUCCCGGUAACAACCCCGGUCACCAUCAGACCCACAACCCGGGUAAUCCCGGCCACAACCCGGGUAAUCCCGGCCACAACCCGGGCAAUCCCAACCACAAUCCGGGCAAUCCCAAUCACAACCCGAACAAUCCCAACCACAAUCCGGGCAAUCCCAAUCACAAUCCGGACAAUCCGGGCCACAACCCGGGCAAUCCCGGCCACAAUCCGGGCAAUCCCGGCCACAAUCCGGGCAACCCGGGUCACAAUCCCGGCAAUCCAGGUCACAAUCCUGGUCAACAAAAUCCCGCUGGCCAGCAACCGACACAACAGAAUCCGGGCCAGCCGACCAGUCCGGGACGAGAGAACCCUCAUCCGAACUAG